GUUUCAUCACGAACUUCUGCGAUGCCAGUUGUGUGCGAUCUAUUUUGAGCCGGCUUCCAAGUAUUACAAGCUGAAAACCGUGAACAAAACACGGUAAUCGCAACUCGGAUCGGAGCAUUACCGGACGACCAACAGUGGAUCCCGCACCAUGCCCACCAUCGAGCAUAAAUUAAACAUUACAGAGGAGGAGGUUCCGGAAGAUAUCCGUCGACUUGCUGAAGAGCAAGGAGAGUCUCCCAGUUCCAAGGAAAAGGUCAUCGAAGAAUUUCGCAACUACAUUUUAGAACACAACGAAUGCCAGCCACAUCGAAAUGAUUCAAAGUAUCUCGAAAAAUUUUUAAGAGCCCGCUACUGGAAGAUCGAAAAUAGCUAUAAAUUGCUUUGCAGUUACUACAAGUUCCGGGAACAAAACAAAAGCUACUACGAGAAGGUUCGGCCUCUGGAUCUGCGUCAUGUUGGUCAGUCGGAUAUCCUGACUGUGACACCCUACAGGGAUCAACAUGGCCACAGGAUACUCAUCUAUCGUUUUGGUCUGUGGCGACCGAAUCGCGUGACCGUCGAUGAUAUUUUCCGGGCCACCAUAGUCCUGCAGGAGCUGGGCAGCUUGGAACCCAUCUCACAGAUCGUUGGUGGAGUGGGAAUCUUCGACCUGAAGGAUCUUGGCCUGGAACACAUACUCCAUCUGAGUCCCAGUGUGGCACAAAAGAUGAUUGCCCUUCUGGUGACCUCAAUGCCCAUUAGAACAUCCGCUCUUCACAUUGUGAACCAAAAUUGGGUCUUCAACGCGGCAUUUAAAAUAUUUAAGCCCUUCCUUAAUGCGGCCAUGAGAGAGAAACUCUAUAUUCAUGGCAGUGAUAUGACUUCCCUGCACAAGCAUAUUAAUCCUGAACAUCUUCCCAAGCGUUAUGGUGGCUUGCACGACGACUACUCCUAUACGCUCUGGUUGGACAUGUUGAAGGAGCAGUGUACGGGUAAUAGCGUCCAAAAAGAUAUGGAACAAUUGGGUUUCAUCUUUGACUAAUUAGCUAAGUUAUAACUACUAAAUUUGAAUAUGCUCCUCUAGGCACUGAUGGUCUCUCAGUUGAUUUUACCGAAUAUGAAAGGGAAAUGUGAAGUUAAUAAUACUUUAGUAAUUUUGUACUGCAAUGGAAAUCAAAUUUCUGUUUAUUACUUAAAGGUAUUUAAAUAUGAAUCAAUUGACAGAAGUUAGUAUAGUUUGAAACAAUUAAAGAAAAAAUACUA
This is a messenger RNA of Drosophila ficusphila, 1242 nucleotides long. Its product is annotated as alpha-tocopherol transfer protein. The record is from RefSeq and is a predicted model, not a curated record. The transcript has 6 exons. Gene Ontology annotation, cellular component: membrane. Gene Ontology annotation, molecular function: phosphatidylinositol bisphosphate binding. Lineage: Eukaryota; Metazoa; Arthropoda; Insecta; Diptera; Drosophilidae. Bases 149 to 1021 code for a protein of 290 amino acids.